AUGAAGAGAUUAAAAGGCGAGUAUCCAAGUGCAAGGAGGUUCAAAUUAUCAUAUUUUUUGUUGGGUAUUGCUGCAUUAUACUUGACUCUUAUCUGCUUUAAGUUCCCCGAGUUUUUCGAGACUGCAGAAGUUUUGAGUAGCGAUGAUAGUGAUUUGGGUAUAUAUGACUUGUCCAUUGGGAAUGAUGAGGAUAAAAAAAUAAGUAAAUCGCACCAGAAUUCUGUUUCUAUGGAUGGAUUUCACCGAAUAUUACAAAAUAAUGAGAAUCAAGACGAUAUUGUAAAGCCUCGACAGGAAGCCUCACCUGAGGAAAAGGAUGGUGCUCGACGUAUAAAGCCUAUUCAACAUCAAUAUAGUCGAACAACUGCUGAAAUUUUGAGGCGAAUGGGUGUUCUUGGCUACGUGGUGGAUGAUGGUGAUAAUGUGGCGGAACCGGUGGUGUUGCAAGCAAUGGUUAUGGACAAGAGGCAUGAGUUAAUGAGCUCAGUGAAUUGGCUUAAGUUAUGA
Fraxinus pennsylvanica is the source of this 507-nucleotide messenger RNA. NCBI's taxonomy places the organism in Eukaryota, Viridiplantae, Streptophyta, Magnoliopsida, Lamiales, Oleaceae. The record is from the annotation of a GenBank genome assembly.